This is a messenger RNA of Drosophila bipectinata, 2812 nucleotides long. RefSeq names its product sodium-dependent neutral amino acid transporter B(0)AT3. NCBI's taxonomy places the organism in Eukaryota, Metazoa, Arthropoda, Insecta, Diptera, Drosophilidae. Gene Ontology annotation, cellular component: plasma membrane. Gene Ontology annotation, biological process: sodium ion transmembrane transport. The record is from RefSeq and is a predicted model, not a curated record.
UUCAGAUUCAGUUUACAACGGAAAGCACAAAUCAACGGUCGUGAAAAUCGAGCAAAGCUCCGUGCGAAAAUCGCAGAAAUUCGUCGAACGAAAUUGAUUUCAGACGUGUGUUGGUGCAUUUCGCUGAACGUAUUACCAGUAUUAAAUUAAAUAAAAUCACAAAGCAUUCGCAAGUUCCUCAAUACCAGAAGGAUAUUCCUUGAAAUAAGAUAAACGCGCGUGUGUCUACGAUUUUGAGAGUGUGUGUGUGAAAAAUCCGCCCUUAACAGCAGCCAGGAAUUCCGAAUCCCGAAGCUAAGCCAAGUCAAACUUUGAAAGGAAAGCAGGGACACUCCGACGGGGCAUUCCGCACGUUGAUGGCUGCCACGAAAAUCAUCGAUGCACCGCGCAACGGCCACGAGAUGGCCCCACUGAACACACGGGCCCGGGGCGAUGGCACCCACGGAGUGACCAUAGUCCUAACCGCCCCGCAGCGCAACUCCGUCCAGUCGGUGGACAUACCGGGCGGUGAGCCGGAACGGGCCGCCUGGAGCGGCAAGAUGCAGUUCUUCCUCAGCAUUAUCGGCUAUUCGGUGGGCCUGGGAAAUAUCUGGCGUUUUCCCUACCUGUGCCAACAGAAUGGGGGUGGUGCGUUUCUGAUACCCUUCAUGAUUAUGCUGAUACUGGAGGGCAUACCCCUCUUCCUCAUCGAGCUGGGCAUCGGCCAGAGAAUGCGACUGGGCGCCCUGGGGGUGUGGAACACCAUCCACCCCUGGCUGGGCGGCAUUGGUAUCUCCUCCUGCAUUGUGACGCUGUUUGUGGCACUCUACUACAACGUCAUCAUCACGUGGGUGUUCUUCUACCUCUUCAAUAGUUUUCGGUAUCCUUUGCCUUGGUCUUCUUGCCCGACGAAUGGUACAGGAUUCGAGCUGGAGGAGUGCGCCAAGUCCUCGGAGACAACGUACUUCUGGUAUCGAACCACCUUGGAUGCGGCCCCCUCGAUGGACGAACCCGGCGGCCUGAAGUGGUGGAUUGUCCUCUGCCUGUUGCUCUCCUGGACCAUUGUCUUCUUCAUCGUGAUGAAGGGCAUCCAGAGCUCAGGCAAGGUGGUCUACUUCACCUCCCUGUUCCCCUACAUCGUGCUGACCAUCUUCUUCAUACGGGGCAUAACCCUGAGGGGAGCGGGAGCCGGGCUGAUGCACAUGUACACGCCGAAGGUGGAGAAGCUACUGGAGCCCACCGUCUGGCUGGAUGCAGCCACCCAGGUGUUCUACUCCUUCGGCCUGGCCUUUGGCUCCCUGAUUGCCUUCGGCAGCUACAACACCCCCAAGAACAACUGUGUGCGGGACGUGCUCCUGGUGUCCGUCUGCAAUGCCGUCACCGCCAUCUACGCCAGUGUGGUCAUCUUUGCCAUUCUCGGCUUCAAGGCCACCGUCAAUGUGGAUCGCUGUGUGGACAGCAACACGGAGAUCCUGGUGAAGCACAACCUGCUGGAUGUAAAUGCCACCCGCUUGGUUUACGAUCAGACCAUUGCCAAGUACAACACCACGGAAAUGGCCAAGUUUCACCUGAGCGAGUGCAGUUUAAGCCAUGAAUUGGACAAUGCUGCUGAGGGCACUGGCCUGGCCUUUAUCGUGUUCACCCAAGCCAUUGUGGAGCUGCCAGGAGCUCCCUUCUGGGCCGUCCUCUUCUUCACCAUGCUGCUGUCGCUGGGACUGGGAUCACAGAUCGGCAUCCUGGAGGGCAUGCUCUGCACCCUCUUCGACAUAGACAUUAUCAAGCGGGUUAAGAAACAGCAUGUCACUGGCGUGGUGUGUCUCUUCUGCUUCAUUGUCGGUUUCAUCUUCUGCACAGGUGCCGGGGAGUACUGGCUCAAGAUGUUCGACUCGUUUGCCGGCACCAUUGGCCUGGUGGUGGUGGCACUCAUGGAGAUGAUAGCCGUCAUCUUUAUUUAUGGACAUGAGCGCUUCACUGAGGACAUCUACCAGAUGACUGGCUAUAGACCAGGUCUAUACUGGCAGCUUACUUGGCGUUACAUUGGCCCUGUGAUCAUGGUCUGCAUUCUGGCCUCUUCCGUGAUCUUUAUGGUCAUUAGGAACCCUACUUACGGAGCUUGGAAUGCUGAUUUGGGUAUGAUCGAGCAAAAGGACUAUCCCAACUGGGUCAUGAUCAUUGCCAUCUCCAUGAUCCUGGCCGGGGUCCUGCCCAUGCCCAUUGUGUUCCUCAUGCGAAGCUUCCAGUGCCUCAAGGUGGACCUGGACAUACACCAGGGCUCGAUUCGCCGCAACGAGACAACCGCCUCCACCAAGGAGAUGAUCGACAAUGACGAUGAUGACGACGAGGACGAUGAGAACGACUUCAGCGGCCCCGCGCUGGGCGGACAUGUUAAGACCCAGAGCGACUUCUCCGACGACGAGGAGGAGGACAAGCCGAUGACCAUGCGGAUGAUGAUGAUGCGUCCGACGACCACCACCAAGACAUCGAACGUGUUAAAUGUGCCAACAAGCAGAAAGCCGAACUUUAAGAAGGACGCGUACGAUGUGUAGACAAGCCACAAAGCCCACUCCAAUAGAUACAGAUACAGAUACAGCUAAAACAGAAGACACAGAUACAGAUACAAGAUACAGGUAAAGGUCCAGGUGCGAGACGAAACGAAAAAUGGCAAGUAAAAUAUUAACUCAACCGAAUUGUGAAGAGACGAGAUGGAUGGCAGGAGGAGAAUGUAUGCCGAGCUGAGCGCAAACAUUUAUAAAUAUUUACGAUAAGUAUUUUAAAAUAAUUUAAAGCUAAGUCUAAGAAAACUACCAGAAUAAAACCCAAGGAGCUAAUUGAA